Molecule: messenger RNA, 3003 nt
Organism: Pomacea canaliculata
Lineage: Eukaryota; Metazoa; Mollusca; Gastropoda; Architaenioglossa; Ampullariidae
Product: acidic mammalian chitinase-like
Exons: 9
Coding region: 145-1326 (393 amino acids)
Biological process (GO): chitin catabolic process; carbohydrate metabolic process
Cellular component (GO): extracellular region
Molecular function (GO): chitin binding; chitinase activity
Source: RefSeq, a predicted model, not a curated record
GGAAAGAAGAUUUUCUGCUAUUACAGUAGCUUUGCUCAGAACCGCCAGGGCAUCGGGAAAUUUCUGCCCGAAGACAUCGACCCUUUCCUCUGCACACACGUUCUGUUCGCUUUUGUCGACAUCCACCCAAGCGGAACAGAGUUGAUGGCCUUCAACAGAAACGAUGCAGUCCCUGCUGGUCUGUACCAGCGCACCAUCGAGCUGAAGGAGAAGAACCCUGCACUGAAAGUGUUGCUGGCGGUGGGAGGCUGGCAGAUCGGUUCCAAGCCCUUCCUGCCCAUGAUCAGUGACGAGGACAACAUGCGCAUGUGGAUCAAAAAUGUUGUCUCCUACCUGCGCAAGUAUGGAUUUGAUGGGUUCGACAUGGACUGGGAGUUUCCGGCCACCCGAGGCAGUUCUCCAGAGGACAAGUACCGCUACACCAGGCUUAUGAAGGGUCUUUAUGAGGAAUUUGCAGAGGAAGCAGAGGAAACAGGUCGUGAGAAACUUAUUCUCACCAUGGCAACCGCUGCAGGAACCUACUUCAUAGAUCAGUCGUACGAACCGCGGAAACUUAUCCAUUACAUGGACUACAUGUUGCUGAUGACCUACAACUACCACGGCCAAUGGGAGAAGAGGACAGGUCAUCACACCGGUCUGUGGCGACACCGCAAUGACGCUCCAGGUGAACAGUCCGAGCUCCACGUGGAGUGGUCCAUCGACUAUUGGCUGUCCCAGGGCAUUCCCAAGGAGAAGUUGAUCGUGGGGCUGGCCACCUACGGCAUGUCCUACACCCUGGCCAACCCUGAAGUCCACGGUGUCCAUGCUCCGGCUAUAGGCGGCGGUCGCAUGGGACCAUUCACCAAGGAGACCGGAAUUCUCUCUUACUAUGAGAUCUGCCACAACAUCCAGAAUAACGGGUGGAAGACGGGGUGGAUUGAAGACCAAGGCGUACCUUACGCCUAUGGAGGAGACCAGUGGGUGGGAUUUGACAACAUCGACAGCAUCAAAAUGAAGGCUGACCUCAUCAUGAAACGAGACUUGGCCGGGGCUUUCGUCUGGUCAGUUGAAAUGGACGAUUUCGGAGGGAUAUGCGGGGAUGGCAAGUACCCGCUUCUGUCUACUGUCGUCCGGAUACUCAAACCAUACGAAGGUAUUGCCCAGCAUGCGCACGCCGAGACCAAGCCGAAGGCGAAGGUCGCCGAGAGACCUGUUGUUUCCACUUCCGACAGUCACAUCUACACGCAAGCUGUAAGUUCUCCUUGUAGUAAUAACUUUAGCUUGAUUAUAGUACUGUCGGUAAUCAAUCCGAUGUUACAUGAGUUCAAAGAAAAAGUUGUAAUGUAAUGUGUUUUAAAAGUAGGAACAGGCCGCCGUAGAAAUACAUUCACAAAAUUAUAUUCGAAGCACAUGCAACAAUUUUAUUCAAGUAAAUUCUUUAAUUUUUGCUAUUUUUAAAAAAAAACACAUCACGUGUAGCCAACGCAGUCUAGCAGCAGAAGGAUCAAGAUGAACACGUGGGCAAGGCAAACAUGGCGUGCACGCCAGACCACGGAGGUGCCAUGGUGGAAGCGUUCCGCAUUGCCAGGAGGAGAUCACGUGACCCACCUAAACGCCAGACCAACGGGUAGGCCCAUCGUUCCACAGACUACGGCUGCCCCUAAACGCAGUCAUUGGGAGAAUUCUGUUCACGAAGAGGAGAAAGACAAAGAGUGGAAGCAGGAGUCUUCAGCUGGUGCCCAGAGUGCAGGUGGCAGCAUCAUCAACUGCGCAAGCCUUGGUGCAGGGCUCUUCCCUCACCCCAGUGAGUGUGACAAGUUCGUCAUGUGCCUCCCGGGUGCUUGGAUGGACUACCCGCCCCACAUCAUGUCCUGCCCGAUGGGCACAAAGUAUGAUGUGAAAAUCAAGGUGUGCAAUCAUGCGUCCAGUGUCGACUGUUGAGAUUUGAUAAGCUGUGUUCAUUGUGUUAUUUACCACGAUUUGUAUGGCUGGUUGAUAUGACGCAUUUCUUUUCCCUUUCUGUUAAUUAUGUCUGUCGGUCUGCUUGUCUUUCUUUCUUUUUGUCGGUCUGCGUCUCUCUUUGCUCUCUGUAUUUAUGUGUAAAUAUAUAAGCUAAAUCUCAUUCACAUUUUAAUUCUUAAAAGAAAGCUUUCAUUCAUGAUCUCAUUAUCGGCUUACUCCAUCUUUCGGCUCGUGAUUACCCUGCCCUCAGUAAUUAUUAUGAUCUCGUACGGACUGAAUGUCUUCUUUGACUGCACGCCGACAGUGAGAUGUUUGCUUGUGGGUUGAAAGUGUGCUUGUCAUUAGCUGGAAGUGUGCUUGUCAUAAGCUGGAAGUAUGCUUGUCAUUAGCUGGUAGUUGCUUGUCAUUAAAAUGCAAUCAAUGUUUGUCAUGAAAUGUAAAGCAAGUUUGUAGCAAAUUGACCUCUCACACACAUAAAUGGGAUCAAAGCAAUUUUUGAUGCCAGGGCAUGCAGGAAAACCGUUUUAUUUUGUAAACUUCCUUUAUUUAUUCUGUCACUGGAUUGUUAAAUAGUUGUCCUAACGACUUGCAAAAAAAAAAAAAACCACAAACAAACAAACAAACAAACAAACAAACAAACAAACAAACAAACAAACAGACGGGCUAGAGAAAACCAGGAGAAAAGUGUUUAUAAUUGUAAUAAGUGUUUGAGAGGAGCUGAAAGUGUGUAUAUAUAUAUAUGUUUCUUUGCUGGGCUGUGCAUUGCGAUUUCAUCGUGUUGUAAAAUCAAUGACUUUCUCAAGGUCUCCGAUGUAAAUAAUUCUACUUGCAGCUGUGUUAAAAAUCAUCAGGUUACCUUUAUAUUUGUCUCAUUUACUGACAAAAAUAAAGGAUUAUUCUAGUGUGCUUAUGUAAAUAACAAGAAAGAAAAGUUUGUAGAUAAAUGGGUGAGUGAAUAUCAAGCUUACAUGUCAGCUGUGUAUAUCAUUAAUGAGCUUUCUUAAUGUGCUACUGUACUGCUCUGUGUACAAAGAUCAAUGCAAAAUAAAAUGUAUAGAAAUG